Molecule: messenger RNA, 1479 nt
Organism: Tetrahymena thermophila SB210
Lineage: Eukaryota; Ciliophora; Oligohymenophorea; Hymenostomatida; Tetrahymenidae
Product: ciliary basal body-associated B9 protein
Exons: 9
Biological process (GO): cilium assembly
Cellular component (GO): MKS complex
Source: RefSeq, a predicted model, not a curated record
AUGAUAGGCAAUAACGAAGUUAGAGCGAACCUCAUAGGUGACGGAUUUUAGAAGACCCCAAAAAGAAACGGAUAUGUUAGAAUGAAUGUUAUUGGAGAGAUUUCUCAAGCUAUUAACUUUGACAAUGAUAACCUUUAUAUUGAAUGGGAGUUUUUUUUACCUCCUCACUGGUAGCCAGAUUAUGAGGAUUUGCAAGAAAAUAUGCCAAUUUUAUCAGGACACAUUAGCGAAGAUAUGAAAAGGGAUUGGAAUUUUUUCUCAUCCAUAACCCAAAUAGCUUCUCCUAUUUAAUUAAAAAACAAAGAUGGUUAAAACGAACUCAUAACUAACUUCUGCUUCCCAUUUGAUAUUUAGGUUUAAACUAAACAAUAAACAUUUGAAGAAUUAUCCAAAUUCCCUAUAUUAUUCCUUACAUUAAGUUCAAUAGAUUCAUGGGGUAGAAAAACCCUUUAAGGAUACACAUAUUGUGAAGUUCCAAGAAAACCAGGAUACCAUGAAAUAACUGUUAAAGCUUGGGCUCCUGCUUAAAGUAUUUACUAAAAAGUACAUGAGUUUUUCCUAGGAGGACAAACUAAGCUUUAUGAUAUAAAAAAAAUAGCUUAGAAUUCAAUUUUAAAUGAUGAAGUAAAUAAAUAUCUUUUAGAUAAUUAAAAAGCUCUAAAUAAAUAUUAAAUACUAACUAUUAACAGAAUACAUAAAGCGCUAUUGAUAGAUUUAAUCUAACUACUGAGAGUAAAGGAGCUGUUAAAUUAAUAUUUAAUGUUGCAUUUUAGUCAAAAAAACGUAAAGAAGAAUAAACUGCCAUUUACCAUGCAAAAAGAUUAAAUCUCAAAAAGUAAUAAUAAAAGUUAAUAGAUCCAUCUGAAAUCGAUUAGCAAGGAUAACAAGAUAACUCUUAUGCACCUGUUAUAAAAAACGAGUAUACAACUUCACUAAGAUAUACUACGUAGAAAUUAAAUUGAUAUUUAUGAUUAUGCUUAAACAAUUAAAUUGUUUUAUCAACUAAUUAACUAACUAACUAACUUAUUCUAUUAAAAUUCUUUAAAAUUAUUGUAUAUUAUUGUAAAAUUUAUUUAUUUAUCCAAAUAAAUAUUUAUUUUGUUAGUAUUUUGUUUAUCAUUAACAAAUUUUAGUUUUAAAAAAUAAAAUAAUAGCAAAAAAUAAUAAAUAAAAUUAAUUUAUGUUAUAUAAAAUUUGAUUAAAUAAUAUAAAAAAAAAAAAUUUAUUUUUUAUUUUAUUAAUUUUUCAAUUUAAAUAAGAUAUCUUAGAAGAUUCGUAGAAAUAUUAAAAUUAAUUAUUAUUGAUAUUAUUUAGUAAUUCGUUGAAAAUCAACUAUUUUAUAUUAUUAAAAAGACCAAAGAGUAAAAUGAUAUUUAGAUAAUUUGGUGCAUUUUAAAGUAAAAUUUAAUUCUGCUUUUCUUCAAGCUCUCGUGGUUUUUUGAGAAGCGGUAUAGGCUAUAGUAUAGAUAAUAUUCCUGA